Messenger RNA from Styela clava, 1077 nucleotides. Lineage: Eukaryota; Metazoa; Chordata; Ascidiacea; Stolidobranchia; Styelidae. The record is from RefSeq and is a predicted model, not a curated record.
AUAGACCAGGGUUUAACAUUGAUGAACAUCUGCAUAACAAAGAAUUUCCGAUUACAUGCAAAUCUAAAAAUGCGGCGCAAACUCCUAAUACUGCCAUGUUACAUUCUCUUGUUUCCGGGAAUAUCUUAGGCAAGCAUAUUUUUUUCAUCUUUAGAUUAGAAUUAUUGCCCUCUGUUUAUACAUGGCGUUCUAGAGUUUUCUUAAUGAAACCAAUGAGAUAUAUUAUAAUAUAUUGUAAUCAUAAGAAUUUGAAUUUAUAAUUAAAAGUAAAUUUUCUUUUAUUUUGCAGAAAAUCGUGAAUCUCGCCAAAAAAUUAAAGAUCAAUCUACUAAAAUUACCUAUCUAUUGGGAAAAGCGACAGAACAGUCUGCUGAGAUUAAAGAGCUGAGAAAAGAUAUGAAUGAAGUACAAGAAUUGAACAAAAAUUUGAAAGAAAAAAACAAAGAGAUGAAAAGGGAUUUGGUCAAAGUUCAGGGAAUGAAUGAAAAGUUGUUGAAAGAAUUGAAUGAACAAAAGAAAGCUAACGAUAAGAUGAAAGAAGCAAUAUCCCGGAUUGAACAAAAACUUGCUAUAACAGAGAAGCCUCAGCAGCGUCAACCUAAAUCUAGACAGAUCACCCGCCCAACAAUCAAUACCCAAACAACAUUGAAGCCAACAAGUUCUCAAGAAAACUGCAAAUUGAAGAUUGGAAAUGUUUGUUAUUUUGUGAUCCUUGAUGAAGAUCAUCUCAUCAAUUACUACAAAGCAGUUGAGCACUGUAAGAAACGUAACGCAGAUGUUGGUUUGAUUCGAGAUGAAGAAUCUUACGAUGCGAUUAUGAAGUUUUUGAAGAGAAAUCUUCCAAAGAAAGAGUCAUGGAUUGAUAUAUGGACGGGAAACCACUUUGAUCCAAUCACGCCUGACGUCACACCUGCGAAUUCAUUCUUUAAAGAAAAUCUGUCUACGGGAAUUGAAUUUAAAGAUUGGACAAAUAUUUAUCUUAGUGUUCGAACCAACACGAAUGAUCGUUAUGAAGGGUUGUGGAAUACUAAACCUUCCUGGUUGUUUGAUGGAGUUCUUUGUGAGAUCCUGACCUAA